This is a messenger RNA of Serinus canaria (Common canary), 793 nucleotides long. RefSeq names its product feather keratin 1-like. Bases 58 to 363 code for a protein of 101 amino acids. Lineage: Eukaryota; Metazoa; Chordata; Aves; Passeriformes; Fringillidae. Gene Ontology annotation, cellular component: intermediate filament. Gene Ontology annotation, molecular function: structural constituent of cytoskeleton. The transcript is spliced from 2 exons. The record is from RefSeq and is a predicted model, not a curated record.
CAUCCACUCCUUCAGCUCCAUCUUGUUGGGAACAACGUGCAUCUCCAGCCCCAAGACAUGUCCUGCUUCACCCGGUGCCAGCCCUGCCAGCCCUGUGGCCCCACCCCGCUGGGCAGCAGCUGCAAUGAGCCCUGUGUCAGGCAGUGCCAGGACUCCACCGUGUUCAUCCAGCCCUCACCUGUGGUGGUGACCCUGCCUGGGCCCAUCCUCAGCUCCUUCCCACAGAACACCGCCGUGGGAUCCUCCACCUCUGCUGCUGUUGGCAGCAUCCUCAGCUCUCAGGGAGUGCCCAUCAGCUCUGGGGGCUUUGGCCUCUCUGGCCUGGGCAGUGGCCUCUGUGGCACCAGGAGCCUCCCCUGCUGAAGCUGCUGGCGCUGCCCUGGGAAGGAACCCAGGGACUGCCAGGAUGGAACCGCCCUGGGCACGCAGCAUCGGCUUGGUGCUUCCUGAGGGGCUGAGCAACCCCAGCAGCCCUUGCAGAGGGACAGGGCCAGCCUGGGCUCUUGGCAAGCACAGCCCAUCCCUGCCUCUGUCUCCUGCCACUCUCUGCUUUCCCUCCUGUCUCCUUAUUCCCCUGUGCUCCCCAGGGCUGUGAGUCCCCCUCAGCCAUCCUGGGGAGCACCUGCUGGCCCUGCUCCCUUUCUGGAUCAGGCAGGUGGACACCUCCUGGGAUCUCUGCCAUGGCCAUUGGCUGGAGAUUCUGAGCCAACCCCGCUGCUCUCUACACUGACGCCUCCACUCAGAGUGACCUUGUUCUCAUCUUUACAUUAAAUUAAAUUUCUGUUGCAUCCCA